Galendromus occidentalis (western predatory mite) is the source of this 1558-nucleotide messenger RNA. RefSeq names its product blood vessel epicardial substance. The record is from RefSeq and is a predicted model, not a curated record. The transcript is spliced from 8 exons. Gene Ontology annotation, biological process: heart development; striated muscle cell differentiation; regulation of membrane potential. Lineage: Eukaryota; Metazoa; Arthropoda; Arachnida; Mesostigmata; Phytoseiidae. Gene Ontology annotation, cellular component: sarcolemma. Bases 193 to 1428 code for a protein of 411 amino acids. Gene Ontology annotation, molecular function: cAMP binding.
GAUGCGGCGUCGUUCUCGUCGCGACGUCCCCUAGAUCGAGGUGGACGGUAUAUCGUAAUCACGAGACCUUCAGCUCUGAGAGGUUGGGGACAUGCCGCUCUUUGCGGCUCUGAACAACUCCGCAUAUAGCUCAUCGCGGGCGAUCCGGGGACGCAUUUUGGAACAGAACUUAUGCCCUAAAGAGACCAUUCGAUGACCAUGAACUCGACGAUGAGUGGCCUCAGCGAAGCCCUCAGUGAGGCGUUGAGCACCGUUGUGCCUUUCGCGGCAUUCAACGAGACGGGACGAGUCAUUUCGGCCUCGUCCUCGAGAGCUUGCGGAGCCUGGAACCAGGGCCAACACAAUUUAUUCCAAGCAGCUGAAAUGAGCCUCAUCGUCGGCAGUCUCAUUCCGCACAGGUUCCAGAUCAGCACACUUCUAGCCAGAGGACUUUUUAGUAUCGGCAUGCUUCUGUUGGCGCUGUGGGGCGGGUUCGUGGUGUGCGCGUGGGAUCUCGUGUUAUGGUUUCUGACACAUUUUUGUAUCAACGGAGCCUAUUUUGCAUUUCUCCUGUGGAAGAAUAUACCACCGCCGAUCGCUCCCCACCUGAAACCUCUCUACGAGAAAUCGUUUCAGCCGUUCCUGGUGGAGCGCAGACUGUUCAACAAAUUCGUUAAAAAUUCCCAAUAUCUCGAGUUAGAGGAGGGCAAGCGCUACUCUGUGGAAGGUAUCACAAUGGCGGACGAGAGGGUUUCCGUGCUGAUUUCGGGCAAGAUGCAAGUCACCUGUGAAGGAGUCCUCCUUCAUUACGUGCAGCCCACCGACUUCAUCGAUUCGCCCGAAUACGAAUCCUGUGCCCCAGGGAGUGAGAAAACCAGCCAGGUCACGAUAACGGCAGUCGAGAACUGUUCCUAUAUUUGUUGGACACGGGAGGCUUUCGCAAGCGUCUUGCGCCAAAAUGAAUUCCUCGACAACGUGGUCUACAACCUGAUAGGGAAAGACAUCGCGCAGAAGCUUUAUUCACUCAAUGAAUUCCACAGAUUGGGCGGGAGCGGGAUGCUCGCGCUCCGGAAAGACCAGGCGGAUUGGUGGCGGAAGUCUAUACCUCGGAGCGUAUCCAUGGAUGCUGUCAACACCGAGGCUAGGGGGCGGAUGCGCUCUAUCUGCUGGGGGAAAGACAUAACCUCAGAGAGUCCUCCCCCAGAGGUAGCGAUGUCCGAUUCUUACGCUCAAGUGAAGAGGUACCAGGAGACGGUCAUACGGCAGCUGAAACCGCUCUCCGAUGAAGACCACGUCAGAAUGGGUCGAAUUUCUCCCGCUGGUGGGCAGACACCGCUGCUCCGUCAGUCAACGCUACGGCCUGCGAAUCGAGAUAAGAGUCUCGACACUGAGAUGAAGAGAGUGAACUUUGCCGAGAACGCCAAUGUCAUUAUUAGUGAAAGGUUGUGAACAACGGACCCACAAUAGUUUUUCCCUUAAUUUGCGCGAGCAGGUGGCGAUCGAUAAAAUAGUUGAUCGUGUUAUUUCACGGGCCAUUCCUCGGACUGACGAUAACUACAUAGAUAUUUUGGAAAUGAGU